Messenger RNA from Diachasmimorpha longicaudata, 3337 nucleotides. RefSeq lists its product as uncharacterized. The transcript is spliced from 3 exons. The record is from RefSeq and is a predicted model, not a curated record. Lineage: Eukaryota; Metazoa; Arthropoda; Insecta; Hymenoptera; Braconidae. Bases 414 to 1232 code for a protein of 272 amino acids.
GUUCACGGUCUUCGGCGGUGUACAGACGUAUUUUUUUUCUCCUCCCGUAACGUUUACGUACGUCCGCUGUUUCGACUCCUCGCGCUAUUGCACAUACGUAUAGAGGAAUCAAAAUACAUCAGUGUUGGAAGAAGCUUGUUGGUGGCUAAGGAGGCAAGAGUGAGAAAGAGAGAGGGAACUACUUCUGCUUUAUGUGCUAGUGUGCAAAGUAGGUGUGACUUAGUGGUGAUUAUUCAGUGAUAGAGGUGCCAGACUAGACAAUUAUUAUUAUUAUUUUUUUCAUUUUCACUUAUUAAAGAAGAAAAAAAAUUGUUCACUUUUGGGAUUGGACAUUGUCUUUGACAUUCACCAUUGACAACAGAGAUCGAACAACGACAAACGAUAUCUUCGAUUGCCCAACAAAAGACGUCAAGAUGCGAUUGGAGGAAGAUCUGGUGAUCCGUAGAAGCCGUCCAACGAUGAUUUCCGCGAAAUACCGUGCCAGAGAGGAGCGAAGACGUCUUUUAAAAAUUUCCGCUGGAAAACUCAGGAGAAUCGAAGACCCAGAGGCCAGUCUUUGCCGCUCCGUCCUAAUAAACAACGCAGUCAGACGACUUCAACGUGAGAACAGAGACGAAAAGACGAGGAAUUAUGGCCUGCCAAUGGUGGGAUACUUAGAUGAUUCCUCAAAAGAGAAUAAAGCUAGUGGGAACAUGAUGAUGGAGUCUGAAAAUAUAUCCAAAAAACGAUUUGGUGAGGAACUCCGAGGAAGUGAACUCGUUACCUCCAAGCGUCAGAGGCACGACGAACUGGACCUUCAGGACGAUGUUUUCAGUGAUUUCUAUAUCCUUCCGCCCACCCCACGUCUCCUUGCUCACCCAGAAGAUCCCCAGCAUCAAGAAAAUUCAAGUAAUACUCUGGACAACUAUCACAACCGCCACGAGAGCCCACGAAUGACUAACAAUAUGAAUAACAAUAGUUUAUUUAUCACCGAUGAUAUGUCAUCACUUCCCUGCGACCAACCACCAACAAUAAUGAUGGACUCGACGGAAAUUGAGUGUGAAGAACGAAUUUGUGAUUUUUCAAGAUUCACAGACUCAGCGAAAAGUUUAGAGGAGAGACUUGUGGAAUUGCAAUCACUCGAUGAGCACUUUGACUUGACUAAAUUCGAGAGGAACAACAAUCAGAGCUGUGGCAGAGCCUUCCACGAUAUUCAAACUUUCCACAGUCUUGUACCAGGACUUGAGACCUAGAGAAAAUUAUAAAACCAAUAGUGUAUCGUCUAAAUGGAUAAUUACACGUGUUCAAUGAUCUUGAAUGCCGAUCAUUAGGAAAUCCUUUGGAGAAUGAUUGAAAGACUGCACCAAGGGCAACUGGAGGAGUGGGGGAACAUCAUUCAUGAGAAUGUUAUCACGUUUGUAGGAUGAAAUGUAUCGUUCAAGUGGAGGAUAGACUGCCUUAAUCGAAUUAAUACUAAAAUUAAUUAAUUGAUUGAUUGAAUUAAGAAAUUGAAACGUUUGGAGAUAUUAAAUUAAUCAAGUGGGAUUGUUUUAUAACUUUUCAUGUUAGAUUAUUGCUUUGGACCUCAGGGGCUGGUGAAACAGCUGAUGAAAAUUCAUUAAUCCAAGAUUAAAGUGGUAAAACUUUAUCAUAAGUUGGUUUGUAGUAUGUAUGUGUGUACGUGAUUUUAGAGAAAAAAAAAACGAAUACAACCGCUGGAGAACAUUUUUUUCAAGUGUGAGGAAAAAAUCUUACAUUUCGUAGUUUAACACAGUAAUAAUUGCAUCAUUAACAGUCAUAUUGAAUUCGACAUCUUAUGUUUUACCACUAAACGACUGAAUUAUUUCUCCACUUUAUGAAUUAGGUUUCUUUUGCGAGUAUUCGACAAUUUGCGAAUGGCAUUGAGUUUUUAUUCGUGAGUGAUUAAGUUACUCGAUAAUUCGAAAGAAACUGAACAACUUAAGUGGCAGAAGAGAACAGAAGGAAACAGAUUGGUACUCUCGUAUUGCAACAGAAGACUCAUUACAAAAUCGUACACUUGUAAAUAAUGUUUUUUUAAUCCCAUAAUUAUUAUUGUUAUAAAAUGAAAUUCCAAGGAAUCUCAAGUUACUUGAUUGGAGAUUUAUGAAAACAGAACUUUAGUUAAUUUCUUUUUUCCUGUAAUUUAUAUUUCGUUGAGUCGUGAUUAUUCUGUUAAUUUGAAUUUGCAGUGAAAUGGUCGGUAUUGUUUUUCUAAUUAUUGACCUUCCGAAAAAAUAGACAUUUUUUGUGGUGGCUAAAACGGUUUAUUGAAAAAACAAUCUGACAUUGGAGGGCAAAAUACUUAAUUAUCGCAUAUAAUACCACAAGAGCUCCGAAAUUAUCGGAUAUUUCCCGAUAGGUUCGUUGCAAACAAAUGAACGUGUCAAGUUUUCCAGUUUAAAAAUCACGAGCGCGAAGCGCGAGUGAUUUUUCUGGAAAACUUGACGAGCUUAUUUGUUUGCAGGGAACCUUGAGGGAAAUAUCAGAUAAUUUCGAAGUUCGAGUGGUAUUCGGGGGAUUAUUUUUUGCAUCCAAAUCUUGGCCGAUAGAAUUGCACCAUGAGACAUAAUUUUCAACGAAUUGCCAUUUAAUCUGUCAGAUACAAUUGAGGGUUACUUCAACAUUUGUUUUUUUUUAUAUAUAUCAACAUGCAAAAUUUCCCGUGUAAUUUUCAAGAAUAUCCGCUGAAAUACCGUGUUGACUAUACAAAAUAACGUCGAAUGGUGCAAUCCUAUUGGCUAAGAUUUGGAUGGGAAAAAUAAUCAAAAUAAUAGUUGAUAAUUUCCGAAUACCACCAUUUUGAAACAGAAGAAAACGUUCCAUUAAUUUUCAAUAGCAAACACUCAACACAUAAAUAUUAAAUCAAUGAAUAUAAACACGAUUAUGUAAGUAGUAGAGAUAUGUGUUUAAAUACAUACUCACGUACUCAAUUUUUUUUUAUUAUCUCGUGUCCUCUUUUAGAAUUGUUUUCUUGAAUCCUUCUCCCUGAUUUUUUAAAAUUAAUUGAUUAGUUAAUUGUACUCACUGGGUAGGUAAAUGGAAUACGUAAAUAAAUUUUAUAAUAAUGAUGUAUUUGGAAGAAAAUUUAAAUUUAGAAUUAAAGAAUAUUGACCACAGAAGUGGAACAACGGAUAGGGAAGUUGUGGGAGAAAUAUUUGGGCGCACAGAGGAGAGAAUUAUCCAAAUGAAACUUUUGUACAUAUGAAAAAUGAAAUACACAAGGAGUUGGCUAUGUAUAAAGUGUCGUUAGUAUUUUAGUAUUUUAGACUAGAUAUCCAAAUCAGUUACCAAUUAUUCGAGAACUAUAAAUGCAAAUAAAUUGCACAAAAAAAUGUAA